This is a messenger RNA of Staurois parvus, 476 nucleotides long. The record is from the annotation of a GenBank genome assembly. NCBI's taxonomy places the organism in Eukaryota, Metazoa, Chordata, Amphibia, Anura, Ranidae.
AUGGGCCCCUGUACCGCCUCCUCAUGCUGCUGCCAGACCCGUAAUCUGUCAUGGGCCCCUGUACCGCCUCCUCAUGCUGCUGCCAGGUCCAGAGUGUCUCAUGGGUCCCUGUACGGCCUCCCAUUGCUGCUGUCUCCAUCGCCACACUCUGAUAUGUGCCACUUUCAGGUCUCCUCACACUGCUGGUGGGGUUCCAUUUUGUCAUAGGGUGCUGGCAGAUUACGGGCCUCCCAUUGCUGCUGCCAGGCCCCUAAUCUGCCAUGGGCCCCCGUACCGCCUCCUCAUGCUGCUGCCAGGCCCGUAAUCUGUCAUGGGCCCCUGUUUCCGCCUCCUCAUGCUGCUGCCAGGUCCAGAGUGUGUCAUGGGUCCCUGUACGGCCUCCCAUUGCUGCUGUCUCCAUCGCCACACUCUGCCAUGUGCCACUUUCAGGUCUCCUCACACUGCUGGUGUGUGUUCCAUUUUGUCAUAGGGUGCUG